Molecule: messenger RNA, 5559 nt
Organism: Plasmopara halstedii
Lineage: Eukaryota; Oomycota; Peronosporomycetes; Peronosporales; Peronosporaceae
Product: kinesin-like protein
Exons: 10
Coding region: 1-5559 (1852 amino acids)
Biological process (GO): transmembrane transport; microtubule-based movement
Molecular function (GO): microtubule motor activity; ATP binding; microtubule binding
Source: RefSeq, a predicted model, not a curated record
AUGAAUUUCUCCACUUCUCCAUUCAAUCAAUUGACACCAAAAGCUCAAGAAUCCUCAUUUCUCGCUUCUCCAACCUCUGUAUUCGUUCAAGUAAAUCAAUCUGAAGAUCUAAAUUCAAAACAAUAUGAACUUCCAGUUGAUACUCAGCAAUUCGAUCGCGCUACUCAAUUGAAACUCAGCAGUAUGCAACGUCCACACAUGCGUAUUUUUUAUCUCUCGUGGAUGUCAGCAAUUACAGGUUUCUUUGGGUGGUACGCGAUUCCACCACUUAUGCCAAUCAUUAAAACACAACUUGAUCUUUCUGAUACUGACGUCUUGAAUUCGGAUAUUGCAAGUACAGCAAGUACAAUCUUCUCACGUCUUGCAGCAGGUCCAUUGCUUGAUCGAUAUGGUCCUCAAGUGGUUCAGAAAACAGUGUUAUGGCUUGGUGCACUUCCAAUCUUUUGUGCUGCAUUUGUUCAAUCGGCUACUUCAUUACUUGCACUUCGUUUUCUUAUUGCAGGAACUGCGAAUGCAAUUACAGGAGGAUUUGGACUCUCAGUCUCUGAAGAUAUUGGAUGGCGAAUCACGAUUGCUUUUCCUGCAUUCUUGAUGCUUAUUAUGAGUGGAGUCAUUCAUUUCGCAGUCGAUAGCUGUCCGAGUGGAAAGUUUCAAGAUUUUCUACGGACGCAACGUCGUUCAGAACAGGAAGUAAGUGUACAACGUACUCAUUUAUGCGAAGCGUUUCGAAGGGUACUGUCCGAUCGAAAUGUACUUAUAAUGAUUGCACACUACGCAGCGUGUUUUGGCACCGAGUUACAGUUGAACAAUAUGGGAGCUCUUUAUUUUUAUAAUGAAUUUAAACAAACGGAUUGUACGAACACUUCUGACUGUUCUGUCCUUACGAAAACAAGUGCUGCGACGGUCGCAUCGUCGUUUGGUCUGAUGAAUUUAUUUGCACGAGCUGUGGGUGGAAUCGUCUCCGAUGCAAUGAACUGUCGACUUGAAAUGCGAGGUCGUCAGUACACCCAAUUGAUACUUCUCUGUAUUUUGGGUACAUUAGUGAUGGCACUCAGUCAGUCGUACAACCUUGCACUUUGUGUCACACUGUACGUACUUGUUGCUAUUGCAGCUCAAGCAACAGGUGGAUCAACUUACUCUAUCGUACCAUAUUUAAACGAAGAAUAUACAGGCACAGUCAAUGGUCUCGUAGGUGCUGGAGGCAAUAUGGGUGGAGCAUUCUUUGGCGUUCUCUUUCGAGUCACUGGAUCGUACAAUACAGGAUUGUUCUACAUGUCCGUUUUCAUCUUUUUCUGUGCGUUGCUCACACCAUUCUGUCAACUCUCUCACGUUCAGAAUCAUAGUGACGUAGUUGAAAACGUCAGCAAUAUGUCGCAACAUGAACCGAAUGAGGUGUACGACCAACUAGCAAAUCCACACGACUUAACUGUCACCAACAUGGAGUCUGGACGACGAAAUUUGCGUGCGUCCAGUCCCGAGGAAAUGAUUGGAAAUACAUCAUUUCAUACCUCGAAUCGAGUCCAAGUCGCUCCACUCCCUUUAACAAGUGAUUGCCAUGUUGGUCAAGUGUUUGAUCCAAAUGCUUCGUGUCCAGCUCCACGAAAUGAGCAUGAAGAAGCGUACAUUCCUGUUGCUUUAGCUCGUAGUCAAUUAAAAAAAGUUGUUGCUGAUAUGCAUACAAUGAAAGCUGAACAAGUGGAAAAUGUGACUGCUAUUGUUAAUCAUUAUCGUCAGCUCGAGAAAGAGACACAAGAGCGCCAUGAAACACGUGUACGAACCUUAAAAACUCGUGCUGAAGAAAAAGUGAACGAAACACGAAAGUUGUAUGAUGAAUUGACAAAAACUGGAUUUGAACGGGAUAAAAUGUACGCACGAGAGAAACAAGAGUUACUUGAUGAACAGAGUAAGGAACGAUGGCAAUUUGUACAAGAUCGAGAAGAGUGGCAACGUUCGUUGGAAUUAGCACUGCAAGCUCAAGAAGAUCUUUUUACACGAGAACAGAACGUAGCAUGUCAAGAGAUUGCACACAUAUCGCGCACUGCGUUGAAAACUUUACUGGAAUACAAGAGUUUGAAGAAUUUCUCCAAUGAGCUAGAAAUGUACGUUGAAGAUGCGUUUGGUCAAACUGUUCGCAUGACUGAACUAUGUCAAAAUCUUCGAUCAAAUUUGAAAACACAACAGAAAGCUUGGAUUCAUUACAAAGUCGAAGUACAACGACAUUAUGAAGUUUAUACAGAUAUCAAUGGACUUGUCUUGAUAUUAAUUGAUGAGGCGAUGGAGCGCGUUGAACAUCAGAUUCAAGCAAACCAGUGGCAAAAGUUUCAAUUGAAGCUUCAGGAUCUUCAAACGAAAGCUCAAACAGCUGAAUCUCAAAUACUUUUAUUGAAACGUCAACUUCGGAUUGCUUUAAAUCAAUAUGACAAGAUUGAAGCUCAUGCUGUGCAAGAAACUCUGCAAUUACUUGUUCAUGCAGUUGUUUGUAUGACGAAUGAAAGUUCUGGAGUGAUGACUGUCAAUGUACGAACACAGACACAAGAACUGAACGACGCGAUAGAAAUUGCUGAUGAAGUUUCUUCUAGUAGUAGUGAGUACAAGAAAAAUGUUGAUAAAGAUGAUCAAAAACUUGCUUUGAUUAGCUCAAAACAAGCACUACAUGACGCAAUCGAGAAGUUGGAGGCAGCGACAGACGCUAAAAAGACGGUGAAAAGCUCAGUGAAGACGUGGUUGAAAGCGUUUCAACAUCAAUUUGGAAGGGAGCCAUCUCACGAAGAAAAAGCACAAGUCAAAGAUAAAUAUCGUGCUUUUAAACAUGCGGAACAAGCAGUUAUUUUACAAAAACGAGUUGUGCAAACGCUAAAGCAGCAACAUCAAGAAUUGAUUUCGAAAUAUGAUGAUUUGAAUCCUUUGGAUAUACAAGAAAAGAAUGAAACUGGAAAGGUUUUGAUAGAAGUAGCGAAGAGCAUUCAGGAGGGCCCGUCACGUCUUGAUUCAAGUCCACUAUUACGUCCAUCUAUAGAAACGUUUGAUGUUGGUGUCGAAGCUGUUGUCAAAAGGAGAGAUAGUUCUACGGAUGCUGAUUUGAAUGUUUGUCAAGAUGAAGCAAUUGAUAUAUUGAAGAAAGAGCUGGAGGAAGCUCGGUCUCACCUAAAUGUGUGUAAUUACGAAUCGAAGAUGACUGAAAAUCGAAAUGUUAUGAUCAAGUCACAUUGCGAAAUCUUAGAAUCUUCUCAUGAUGAAUCUACUCAUAGCAAAGUCGAAGAAAUGAAUUCUGACCAAAUGCGAGUGACUAAAAGAGAAGAGAUGGAUCAAGACGCUUAUUUAGCUCAGAAAGCUGAAAUUACGCGAUUAUCGGAUGAAAUCCUUCAGCACAAGGCCGAAAAGAAACGUCUAGAUAUUGAAAUCGAGCAGUUGCGAUGCAAAGUGUCGGAAUCUCGCGAUCGUGGCUUGAGCUUACUCAGCGAAGCAAAAGUUAGUUUGGAUGUUGAUAUCAAAGGUUUGGACGAUCAAUUGACUGUAGCAAACGAAUGUGAAGAGUGGAAAGAUGUGAAGGAGGUUUUGACGAAAGAGGAAGAGGAUCUUCCAGUUGAACCGAAUCUGUUUGAGAAGAAGGAGUUUCAAGAGAAAGAAUCACAAGAAAUAAAAGAAGAUGCUGCUCGAUCUAUUCAAAUCAUUCAAUUGAUUACUGACGCUGUAACUCGAGGAAAAAGUCAUUUCAAUCGAGGUUUAAACGACAAACAACGUCGUGCAGUAGCCUCUGUUCUCAAGCGUAUCGUAGUAGAAUCUGUACGUUUACCACCUGCACGAGGAAUUCCAGCACUUCGUCGACAACUUGAUAUCGUUCGAGAAUCUUGUGAAGAAUGGUUAAAUACUCGAGAACAGCAAGCCCGAGGUCGAUUGACUGAACGAAGUAAUCGCAAGGAUGUGGUUUAUAAUUCAAUGCAGGAAAAGAGUGAGGAGAAGAAAACACCUAAGAAACCAAACAUUCAGAAUUCAUCUACAGUCACACAAUUUUCUCCAGUAGAAGCAAAUGGAAUCGAAGAAACUCGACAAAAGUUACGAUCACUUGAAGCUAGUUCGAAAGCAGAUCAAAAGAAAAUUAUGCAGCUAGAAGCUGCUUUAGCAAAGAAUUCGAUAAAUAAAGUGCAAGAAACGAAUGCAGUCGUUAACGAUCGUCGUAUCUUGGAACUUGAAAAGAAACAUCAAAAAGUUUUGGAAGAGAAUGAAGUAAAAGCAAAGAAAGAAAUUAAAGCGCUGAAUCAGAAAAUUCAAUCUACAAACGAAACUUGUCAAUUAUUACGAGAAGAAAUCGAUCGAUUACAAAAGGAAGUGACUCAAACAGGUGGACAAGUGAAAUUUAUUGGCGAAUUAGAGAAUGAAGUGAAUCGAUUACGCAAUGAAACUGCUUUAAUUCUUCCUUUGCGAAAUGAAGUUCAAGAUGUGAAAGCACAACAUAUAAUACUUGAGACAAGAUAUCGAGAGGAACAAGCACUUCGAAAGAAAUAUUACAAUCAAAUUGAAGAUAUGAAAGGAAAAAUUCGAGUUUAUGCUCGAUGUCGUCCAAUGAGUGAAGCUGAACGAAUUCGUCAAUGUACAAAUUGUGUCAAAGUUUUAGAUGAAUUUUCACUUGAAAUUACUGGAGGAAUGCGUGGAUUGAAAACCUUUGUCUAUGAUCAAGUAUUUCCACCAGGAAGUACACAAAAUCAAGUGUUUGAAGAUACCAAAAAUCUACUUCAAAGUGCUGUAGAUGGAUAUAAUGUAUGUAUUUUUGCAUAUGGUCAAACUGGAUCUGGAAAAACCUUCACGAUGACAGGGACAGAGACUGAUUUAGGCUUAAGUCCACGAGCAAUUUAUCAUUUAUUUCACUUAGCAGAAGAGAAUCAAGUAAAUUGGAAUAUUACAUUUCAAGCAACAAUGUUGGAAUUAUAUAAUGAUACGUUAGUGGAUUUAUUUCAAUUACUCGAUGGGAAUACACAAGAUGUGAAAUUGGAAAUUAAAAAGAAUGAAAAAGGUAUGGUCAUUGUUCAAAAUGCUUUAAUGAAAAAGUGUGUAUCACCAGAUCAAACAUUACGAUUAUUUGAUGGUGCGAAUAAAAAACGACAAGUGGGUGCAACGAAAAUGAAUGCCGAGAGUAGUCGAAGUCACUCGAUCUUUUCGCUUUUGAUUGAAAGCUAUAAUAAAACGACCAAAGUGACGACAAUUGGAAAAUUAAGUCUUGUGGAUUUAGCAGGUUCAGAACGAGCUGGAAAAACGGGAGCGACUGCUGAACGACUGAAAGAAGCUCAAGCUAUUAACAAGAGUCUAAGUGCGUUAGGAGAUGUCAUUUCAGCGCUUUCAACGAAUGAAAAAUUCAUUCCGUAUCGCAAUAAUAAGUUAACACAAUUGAUGCAAGAUUCUCUUGGUGGAAAUGCCAAGACUCUUAUGUUUGUGAAUAUUUCACCGGCUGAUUAUAAUCAAGAAGAAACAGUCACGUCGCUGACGUAUGCGUCACGUGUGAAGCUGAUAACAAAUAGUGCUAACAAGAACUCAGAGAGCGAGCAAACAAAGAAAAGGAAAAAUUAG